AUGGACUCUACACUUUGUUUACCUUCUUCUAAAGAAGAGGUAGAGGAAUUAAUAGAAAAAGCAAAAGAUUGGGCGCUUAUGCAUGGAAUGUGUAUGAGAUCAAAACAAAAUUUUAACAAAAAUACUCUCCAAUUUACUCCUUUUGUUCUCUUGCCUUCUCCAUUUCCAAGAAAAGAAUUUGAAAAUGCAUGUCAGAUUCAAAUAAUACUAAAUAUACUUAUACACAAAGUUGCACAAGAUUACUAUUUUUUGAAAGAAACUUUAGAAGAAACAAUAAAAGUUGAUGAUUUUAUUAAAAACUUAUUUGAAAUUUGUAAAAUUAUGAAGAGGGAAGGAGGAUCAGCACAAAAAAUAUCUCUUGGUAUAUUGCGUUCAGACUUAAUGUUGGAUACAACUUGUCCGAAAAAAGGUUCAAAUGAAAUAUCUUUACCAUAUUGUUGCUGGAAACAAGUUGAAAUAAAUACAAUUGCUUCUGGGUUUGGUUGGUUAGGACCUGUUUCAACAGAAUUACAUAAAUUUGUGUUGAGAGAACUUGGUUAUAACAAAGAAACAGAAAAUCUUUCAGAAAAUAAUGCAUUACAAGUAAUAUGUUCCACUAUAGUUGAAGCAUGGAAGAUAUAUGGGAAUCAACAAGCAGUAAUUUUAUUUGUUAUUGAAGAUAUUACAUAUAAUAUAUGUGACCAACGUUUCCAUGAAUUUGAAAUCAAAAAGCAAAAUCCAGAUAUUAAAAUCAUUCGCAGAAACUUAACACAGUUAGCAACUACUGCAAAAUUGGGUAGUAAAAAAGAAUUGAUAGUAGAUAACUAUGUUGUAGCCAUAGUAUAUUAUAGAUGUGGAUAUGAACCUGAACAAUACCAUUCGCAGAAAGAAUGGGAUGUAAGAUUAUUAAUAGAGAGAUCAUUAGCAAUUAAAUGUCCUACUUGUGCAGAAAUAAGAGAAAUAUUCACUGAGCUUUAUGGAUUAGACUUUAAUGAACAUGGAGAUGCUGCUAUAGAAAUGGGAAUUGCUGAUCCACAUCGUUUUGUAUUAAAACCUCAACGGGAAGGAGGUUGCAAUAACAAAUAUGGAUUAGAUAUAAAACAUUUUCUAGAGUCUGUAAAGGAUAAGCAAGAUAGAGUAGCUUGGAUUCUUAUGGACAAAAUUCAUCCUCCGAUUCAUAGAAGUUACAUAAUUAGACCUGAUGAUAAUAUGAAUGCAGAACUCCAAGAAUUAGUUUCUGAAUUAGGAAUAUUUGGUGUUAUAAUUGCAGAUGAAAAAAACAUAUUUGUUAAUAAGCAAAGUGGUCAUAUGUUACGAACAAAAUUAGCUACUGCUAAUGAAGGUGGUGUUGCAACAGGUUUAGCUUUACCAGAUGUUAUACAUGCUGUGGCAAAAUAUGAAGUAGGACAUGAACCGAGAGAAAUUUUUUUUUUCCGAGAAGGUACUAUAGUAAUGUGGAACAUCUCUGAAUUUGAAUGUGAAAAUAUAUUAUACUUUCUAAAAAAAUAUGAACAAAAUUGUUACAUGGAACAUAUUACACAAUCUGAGAGUGAAUGCAUGAAUUAUAGUUAUGCAGAUAAUGGAAAAAGAAGUCAUAUAAGGAAUGGUAAUAUCAUGUUAACUUUAAAUGCAACAAAUUUAGAUAAGUAUACAUUUUCAAAUGCAAUGGCACAAUCAGUGAAAUUAGGUAUAUGGGAAGCAUCUUUAAAUAAUUAUAUAGAUUCCAUAGAAUUUGUUACUGAGGAUUUGAAAGCUGGAAGAAAACUUAGAAUGACUAAGUCUGAAGUAUUAAGAAAACAAGGGGAAUUAUUUGCAUUACGGCAUUCAAUUAAUUUAAGUUCAGAUUUAUUAGAUAGUCCUGAUUUCUAUUGGGAUAUGGAUGAUUUAGAACGUGUUUAUCAAGAGACUUGUUCAUAUUUUAAUAUCGCAAAACGUACAAGAGUUAUAAAUGAAAAAUUAAAUCAUUGUGUGGAGCUUGUGAGUAUUUUAUCUGCACAUUUAAGUGAUCGGCAUCAUAUUCGUUUAGAGUGGAUGAUUAUUGUUCUUAUUAUGGUUGAAGUUGCUUUUGAAAUACUACAUUAUAUUGACAAAUAUUUUUCAUAA
Habropoda laboriosa is the source of this 2082-nucleotide messenger RNA. RefSeq names its product glutathione synthetase-like. Gene Ontology annotation, cellular component: cytosol. Bases 1 to 2082 code for a protein of 693 amino acids. Lineage: Eukaryota; Metazoa; Arthropoda; Insecta; Hymenoptera; Apidae. Gene Ontology annotation, molecular function: ATP binding; glutathione binding; glutathione synthase activity. The transcript is spliced from 7 exons. Gene Ontology annotation, biological process: glutathione biosynthetic process. The record is from RefSeq and is a predicted model, not a curated record.